Molecule: messenger RNA, 1571 nt
Organism: Eucalyptus grandis
Lineage: Eukaryota; Viridiplantae; Streptophyta; Magnoliopsida; Myrtales; Myrtaceae
Product: programmed cell death protein 2-like
Exons: 8
Coding region: 154-1326 (390 amino acids)
Cellular component (GO): cytoplasm
Source: RefSeq, a predicted model, not a curated record
GCACCCGACAUCGAAGGGUUCCCACGAGACAACACCGUCGAUUCCUUCACCGUCUUUGCUCUGCCGCUGGAGAAGUUCCCAGCGCACGCAGACCCACCCAGCGAAAGCAAGAAGCAACUUGCUAAGCACCCACAAUCAUCCCAGCAGUGAGCGAUGGGCAGAGUCUUUCUUGGCAUGCCGGGACCAUGGGCUGAUGACAAUCGUGAGGCAUCCGACCAUUAUACGGCGAAGAUCGGUGGACUGCCCGACUGGCCUUCUCCAUUAAUGGACUGGGGAUCAGAUUUUCUCAAGUGCAGCAUAUGUGGAAAUAAACUUUGUCUCGUCGGACAGGUUCCUGCUCCCAUAACCAGUGGAAAUUUGAAAGUUGGAGACCGUGUGCUUUACAUCUUUGCUUGCAUAGCUCCGAAAUGUGGGAGCAGUCCCUUGAGCUGGCGAGCAAUUCGUAUUCAGAGAUCUUGUGAAGAAAAAGAAUCAAACUCCACUUGUUGCGACAUGGGAAUGGCUGCCACGCCCUCUGUUUCAGCUGGGGAAAACAACUGGUGGAAUGAUUUGGAUGAGAAUGAUGAAGAUGUGGACUUAGAGGAGCUAGGAAGGGCACUCGCAGAAGCUGCAACUGUUACUUCCAGCUCGAAGAAACUCAAUAGACAAGAGAAUUCUGAGGAAGUAGCAAAAUUGUCACUUUCAAGGCCAAUAUCAAGACAAGUUGAUGAUUCCAUACCUGUGAUGCCUUGCUUUUAUAUUUAUACCUUGGAAGAGCCUUAUUCGAAGGAUGCCACAUCUGCUUGCUUGAACUAUUCAUCUCUUUCCAUUAAUGUCGACAAUCAUGUACGGGAAGAAGUAUUGGAUGAGGAAUCUUAUGAGUAUGAUCGAGCUCUAAUGGCUGACCGGACUUACUUCAAGUUUAAGAAACGGUUGGAUGCUUAUCCGGAACAAUGUUUAAGAUAUUCAAAUGGAGGGAAGCCACUGUUGGCGACUAAAGAGAUAGGAGAUCCUGGGAGAUGCAAACUCUGUGGUGGCCCAAGACAAUUUGAGAUGCAGCUUAUGCCGCCAUUGUUAUAUUUUCUGCAUGAAGCUGCUGAUGAUUCUCAGAAAGAUGCAUUGGAGAAUUGGAACUGGAUGACAGCAAUUAUAUAUACUUGUUCCAAGAGCUGUUAUGACUCACAAAACGAAGAGUUCCGAAGUGGAGACUGGAUUGUUGCUGAGGAAGCUGUGUUAGUACAAUGUGAGAAAUCAUUGAAGCAAGCUGUACUUGAUUAUAUAUCUCAUUACACGGCCGUGCCAUCGCGUGGCCCCUCUCAUGGAGUAAAUACUGAGUGUCCAGAUUAAAUGAAUUAAUUUUUGUAACAGUAAUGCAUUUUAAUACUGAUUGGGUAAGUUUUGGGAUCUCUCUGAUAUGGGGCCCUCGAUGGUGGUACCGUAAAAGUGAUUAGAAAGAUUUGACCGAAGACAAGAUUGUGGCAGUGUACCUUAGAAAUUCUUAGAAGGAGAUGAAUUGAGCGAUAUAUGUUAAAUACACCUGAUAUAACCAGAAUGUGCGAGAAAGCUCUCUGAAAAGGAAACUCGUUUGCCCA